Molecule: messenger RNA, 903 nt
Organism: Impatiens glandulifera
Lineage: Eukaryota; Viridiplantae; Streptophyta; Magnoliopsida; Ericales; Balsaminaceae
Product: transcription factor MYB62
Exons: 3
Coding region: 1-903 (300 amino acids)
Biological process (GO): regulation of DNA-templated transcription
Cellular component (GO): nucleus
Molecular function (GO): DNA-binding transcription factor activity; sequence-specific DNA binding
Source: RefSeq, a predicted model, not a curated record
AUGACAAUUGUUUCUGAUCCAAAAUGGGAAGAGUUCGAACUGAGAAGGGGGCCAUGGACUCUUGAGGAAGACACUCUUCUCACCCAUUUCAUAGCUUGCCAUGGUGAAGGCCGUUGGAAUCUGCUAGCAAAAUCUGCAGGGUUGAAAAGAACUGGUAAGAGUUGUAGGUUAAGAUGGUUGAAUUAUUUAAAGCCAGACAUUAAGCGUGGAAAUCUCACUCCGAAGGAACAACUUUUGAUUCUUGACCAACACUCCAAGCUGGGCAACAGAUGGUCGAAGAUUGCACAACAAUUGCCAGGGAGGACGGAUAAUGAGAUAAAGAAUUAUUGGAGAACAAGGGUGCAAAAACAAGCACGCCAACUUAAGAUGGAGUCAAACAGCAAGAUUUUUAUGGAUACUGUUCAGUGUGUUUGGAUGCCCAGAUUGCUUGAGAAAAUGGUACAAACAUCUUCAACUUCCCCUCCAUCCACCAUCUCUACACCACCGAACGCCAUGGGAAUGCAGCAAAUUUCCCUACAUGCCUCUUUGAUGCCAAAUAAGCAGACUCCUCCUUUGGCAUUCUUACCUGCACAUGAAUGUGGAGACACCAACUUAAUCCCGAUGGAUAGAAGCCAUACUGUGUGCUCUUUUCAAACUAUGCCUGAAAUCUGUGAGCAACCAGGAAGUUCAGCUUUUGAAUAUGGCAGCAAAAUUGACUGCGGCAAUUUACUACCAGAAGAAUGUUUACAAGUAGACAUAAGCAGCUAUGACAUGGAGGUACUUGACAUAGGUGCCACAUCAAUUGUAGGGCCUUGGGAGUUUUCAUUGUUGAACAACCACCAAGUGUCAGACACAAGUUGGGUGGGCGAUGACAUGGUUGGUGCAUCAUGGGGUGUGGAUGAACUGUGGCAAUUCAGGAAUUAA